UUGUUUGAAAUGUGGUUAAUAUCACUCAGAAUAUGACCCCAGCCAAGAUGAAGGAAUACAGUGCUGCAACAGUAGCUUGGUAUAUUGCUUUAUAUCUACUGUCUGCUGCUGAAGAGAAUCAAGGAACUGAGCUGAACGACAGCUUGCAGUGUUAUAAUGAUUUCAAAUCAUAUGUUGAAUGUACAUGGAAGGAGAAUCGACUUUCCAGGCAGUUUGUGAACAUGAGCUUAUAUAAAUGGGUGAACGGAGAUAUACAGUUGAUCAAUGGCUCGCAACACAAGAAAACCAAAUCACACAUAAUUUGGAAAUCUUUCAUGCCCACUAGUUCCUUCUCUAUUGGAUCAGUUGAGAAAUAUUUCUUUGCACCGAAUCAAAACAUGGAAAGUCAAGUUCUUCUGAAAAUAAAGAAUAAAGACACCAGUCAAAAGGAGAUGCUCAAACCCAUAAUGUAUGUGUCUGAUGAUAAAUAUUAUUUCGGUGGCCAGACGAUCUGUAUAAACUAACACCGCAUGGGGAAGGCAUAUUGUGAAGUGAAGUACAAAAAGGAAACAGAAUCCUGGGAGGAUUCAACUUUAGGAUCGUGCAAGUCAUCAUGGGGUAUUAUAUCAGGGAGGUCUUUUGCUUCGAGGUACUAAAUAUGUGGCACGUAUGAGAGUGAAGCCAUGGAUUAAUGACCAAAAUCUGGAGUAACUGGAGCUCAGAAAUUCUAUUAGCCCCCAGGAAGAAAGUGAAAUUAUCGGAUGAAGCCAAGCCACAAAAUCUGCGCUGUUCAAAUUUUACAUGUACCUGGGAAAUAAGGUUGGAAGUAAAGAGUUCUGUCUCCUUCAGUCUUUUCUACAAGCAAAAUCAAACUGACCAGGAACUAGAGUAUUCGCCAAGUUGUCUAGAGGAAGAUGUCAACAUCCCAUAUGUUUCAUGUCACUGCAGCAUCCCACCUACAGAGUUGCAUCUCCAAGAGUCUUCUAUUGUGACUGUCAGACCGAAACAGGGAAACAUAACCUUACAAAGCUGCUUUUACAUUAAGUUUGCACCAAGGAAUCUAACAUUACAAGUAAGAGACCAGGGGGAAGAGUACCUAGCCACUUGGAACACUGAGAGGUUACGUAGUGCAACAUUUCGCUAUGAGGUUUGCUAUGGAGAAGGCAAUGCAUCAUUGAUAGAGGAGUCUUCAGAUGGUGAAAAAUGUCUGCAAAACAAGUUUCCUGAGCUAUUGCUGAUAUUGAACACAGACAUCAAAACUGCAACAAUGUACUAUAUGAGGGUUCGGAUGCGUAUAGAUGAACCUAAUCCAGAACAUUGUUACAAUGGACCAUGGAGUGAGUGGAGCAAUUUCUCUACUUGGGAAACUAAAACAGUUCUUGAUCUCGGCUUACUUUAUGUAAUGGUUCCUAUUUGUUUUAUUUUACUAAUAAGUUCAACUCUUUAUGGAUGCAAAAUUCUAAAAAGGACUAAGGAGCAGUGGAAAGCUAGAAUUCCCGAUCCAAGCAAGAGCAUUUUCAUCAACGAUUUUCUACAGAAGGGAUCACAUUUGAAGUGUCAAUAUGAAGAAAAUCACCAUUAUGAAGAGUUGUUUGAUGUCUGUAAAACUAUGACUUCCUACAAAGACUUCAAGGAUUUCACCAUUAAUGAAAUAAAAAAAGAGGAUGUUGGUUCAGAAAAUAUGGAACAAAUUGAUUAUGAUGAUAGCUUUGGAAUAUUUCAAAAUGAUGACAUUGAUUCAACAAAUUUAAAUGUAGUUAUCUCAGGAUACAAGCCAUUUUCAGAAUUAAUUGAUGAUCAAAAGACAGUAAAACAAAAGGACAGCCAAUUAUUGCAAAAUGCCUAUGAUGGUCCCUAUAUUUUUUGUUCCUCCAACAGUUAAAAAUGUACUUUUGUGGAAAUAAUGCUGGUGCUAUGCUUGUGUUAGCUUAUAGAAAAAUAGGGCUAAUGUGGUUCAUCUGUAACAUUAAUCCAUCAUUUUGUCCUGCAUUGCUUUAAAAUGUUUUAUUAAAAAUUAGAAAGAUUAAUGGAAUAUUACAAGCGAAUAUUAAAAUAUAUACAUUUACAAGUA
This is a messenger RNA of Bombina bombina (fire-bellied toad), 2050 nucleotides long. Its product is annotated as cytokine receptor common subunit beta. Gene Ontology annotation, biological process: immunoglobulin mediated immune response; cytokine-mediated signaling pathway. Bases 671 to 1861 code for a protein of 396 amino acids. Gene Ontology annotation, molecular function: cytokine receptor activity; protein binding. Lineage: Eukaryota; Metazoa; Chordata; Amphibia; Anura; Bombinatoridae. The record is from RefSeq and is a predicted model, not a curated record. Gene Ontology annotation, cellular component: external side of plasma membrane; membrane. The transcript has 13 exons.